Molecule: messenger RNA, 4674 nt
Organism: Suricata suricatta (meerkat)
Lineage: Eukaryota; Metazoa; Chordata; Mammalia; Carnivora; Herpestidae
Gene: SYNPO2L
Product: synaptopodin 2 like
Exons: 4
Coding region: 144-3062 (972 amino acids)
Biological process (GO): positive regulation of actin filament bundle assembly
Cellular component (GO): Z disc; nucleus; actin cytoskeleton
Molecular function (GO): actin binding
Source: RefSeq, a predicted model, not a curated record
CCUGUGGUGUGUGGUGUGGGGGGGAAGGCCUGGGGCAGCAAGCGCAGGACAGCCAUACAGACAGGCCGGACGGGGUACCAGCGCCUCAACUUCUCUCCCUGGGACACUGUCCAAACUCCGAGGGCCAUAGGCCAAGCUGAGCGAUGGGUGCUGAGGAGGUGCUGGUCACAUUGUCAGGGGGAGCCCCCUGGGGCUUCCGACUUCAGGGGGGGGCCGAGCAGAGGAAACCUUUACAGGUGUCCAAGAUCCGAAGACGGAGCCAGGCUGGCAGAGCAGGACUCCGAGAGAGGGACCAGCUUUUGGCCAUCAAUGGGGUCUCCUGUACCAGCCUCUCUCAUGCCAGUGCCAUGAGCCUCAUUGAUGCCUCAGGGAAUGAGCUUGUCCUCACUGUGCGGCGGGUAGAGGAUGAGGGACCUCUGCGGUCUCUAUCCCCUGGUGAGCUUCAAGUGUUGUCACCCUUAUCUCCACUGAGUCCUGAGCCCCCUGGCGCUCCAGUUCCCCAGCCUCUUCAACCUGGGAGCCUCCUCUCACCCCCUGACAGUGAGGCUUACUACGGAGAGACAGACAGUGAUGCUGAUGGACCUGCCACCCAGGAGAAACCCCGCCGACCCCGCCGCAGAGGCCCCACCAGGCCCUCCCCUCCAGGAGCCCUACCUGAUGAGGUCUACCUAUCUGACAGCCCUGCAGAGCCAGCGCCUGCCGUAGCUGGCCCUCCUAGUCAGGGUGACAGCCGCGUGAGCUCCCCAUCUUGGGAAGAUGGGGCAACCCUUCAACCACCCCCAGCUGAGGCCCUGCUGUUGCCGCAUGGCCCCCUCAGGCCUGGCCCUCAUCUCAUCCCUAUGGUGGGGCCUGUUCCCCACCCAGUGGCGGAAGACCUCACUACCACCUACGCCCAGAAGGCCAAGCAAGCCAAACUGCAACGGGCAGAGAGCCUCCAAGAGAAGAGUGUGAAGGAGGCUAAGACCAAAUGCCGGACGAUCGCAUCCCUUCUAACUGCAGCCCCCAACCCCCACUCCAAGGGGGUGCUUAUGUUUAAGAAACGACGCCAGAGAGCCAAGAAGUACACCCUAGUGAGCUUUGGUGCUGCGGCGGGGACAGGUGCUGAGGAAGAAGACGGAGUCCCUCCAACGAGCGAGUCGGAGCUGGACGAAGAAGCCUUCUCCGACGCCCGCAGUCUCACCAACCAGUGCGACUGGGACAGCCCCUAUCUGGACAUGGAGCUGGCCAGGCCAGGCUCAGCCGCAGGAGAGAGCCAGGGCCGGGGGAUGGGAGGGCAGCUGAGUGAGGCCUCAGGCAGAGGGGCCCAGCUCUUUGAACAGCAGCGCCAGCGCACAGCCUCCAGCACCCAGGAGCUGGCACGGGAUGGUCCAGCAGCCAUGCUCAACGGGCAGGGCCUGCGAUCACCACCUCGGGCCCAGAGUGCUCCUCCGGAGGCGGCUAUACUCGCAUCCAGCCCUUCCCCUGCCCCUGUAGCCAGCCCCAGCCCCUUCCUCCCAGGCGGUGGAGCUCCAACCCCAGCUCCAAACAUCUUUAACCGGUCAGCCAGGCCUUUUACUCCAGGCUUCCAAGGGCAGCGGCCAGGUACCACCUCGGUUAUUUUUCGGCCCCUAGCCCCCAAGAGGGCGAAUGAAAAUCUGGGAGGUCUCACCCCCGUCGCACCGCCCUUCGUAUCCUCUCAGGGGCCCACCCCUCUUCCCAGCCACGUGCCAGCCUCCGGUUCCCCCAGCGCUCCACGUUCCACAGGCCCCGUGACAGCUACAAGUUCCCUGUACAUCCCAGCGCCCAAUCGUCCCGUAACCCCAGGCGGAGCCUCAGAACCCUCCGCUCCCCCUAGUGCUGCUGCCAUGACCUCCACAGCUUCUAUCUUCCUAUCGGGACCUCUGCGACCAGCGGCGCGCCCAGAGGCUCCCGCCCCAGGCUCCGGGGCGCCUGAGCCUCCCAGCGCUCGGGAGCAGCGCAUCUCCGUGCCAGCUGCUCGCACUGGCAUCCUCCAGGAGGCCCGGCGACGCGGGACCCGGAAGCAGAUGUUCCGGUCGGGAAAUGAGGAGACGAAGAACUCGCCCAACCCCGAGCUGUUAUCGUUGGUGCAGAACCUGGAUGAAAAACCCCGAGCCGGGGGAGCGGAAUCUGGUCCUGAGGAAGAUGCCCUGAGCCUCGGAGCUGAAGCCUGUAACUUCAUGCAGCCACCGGGGGGCAGGAGUUACAAGGCUCUGUCUCACGUGACACCUAAAACCCCGCCUCCAAUGGCUCCCAAGACUCCGCCCCUAAUGACUCCUAAGACUCCACCCCCCGUGGCUCCUAAGCCCCCAUCUCGUGGGUUCCUGGAUGGGCUAGUGAAUGGGUCAGCCCCUUCGGUUGGAAUCCCUGAGCCUGCAAGGCUUCAGGGCAGGGGUGGGGAGCUGUUUGCCAAGCGGCAGAGCCGAGCAGACAGGUACGUGGUGGAAGCUGCACCUAGUCCUGGCUUUGGCCCUGGCCCUAGACCCAGAAGUCCUUCCCCUACACCCUCAUUGCCCUCUUCCUGGAAAUAUUCACCCAACAUCCGUGCCCCACCUCCUAUUGCUUACAAUCCACUGCUCUCACCCUUUUUCCCCCAGGGUGCUCGAACUCUCCCUAAUAAGGCCCAAUCCCAGGGUCCUCGGGCAACCCCUAAGCAGGGUAUCAAGGCUCUGGAUUUCAUGCGGCACCAGCCCUACCAACUUAAAACUGCCAUGUUCUGUUUUGAUGAGGUUCCCCAGUCUCCUGGCCCCACUUCCCUGGGGCCCCCCAAAACUGCCCGAGUCCAGGAGAUCCGCCGAUUUUCCACUCCAGCACCCCAGCCCACUGCAGAACCCUUGGCCCCCACUGUUCUUGCCCCACGAGCAGCCACUACAUUGGAUGAGCCCAUCUGGAGGUCAGAGCUGGCCUCAACCCCUGUCCUUAGCCCAGGCCCUCCUCCAGAGUCUCCCAGGGGUCUUGGGACUUCCCCUAGCUCCUGUGGCUUCCAGGUAGCCAGGCCUCGGUUCUCAGCCACCAGAACUGGAUUGCAGGCUCAUGUGUGGAGGCCAGGGACAGGCCACCACUGAGCAGGGUACAGCUCCCAGGACCAAGGAGAGGUGGAACAUCCAGUUCCUAAAGUUGCUUCUCCAACCUAUCCCAUGCCCUCUCUCAGGCAUGUGGAGGCUAAAUUCCCUCCUGCCAGAGAUAGUUUUGGAGUUGGUGUCCCAUCCUCCUGGCUCCCAAUCUCCCUGCUGCUUUCCAACCUACUAUCUCUGCUUUGUUAUCUGGGCUUCUCUUGGUCUCUGUAGCUCCUUUUGUGGAUCUCUGUCUUUAUCUCGGUCUCUUGACCCACACUCCUCCACUGGUCUCUCUUUCUCUACAUUUGUGCUUUUCUGUGCGAGCCUCAUUUUAACACUCAAUAAGAAGCACAUAGAGAAGUUAUCAGUGAGACCUCAGGUAAGCUUACCAUCAUGCAGGCCUCAAAGGGACUGAAUUGAUCUCUGUACUAAAUCGCUUUCUAGUCCUAACUCUCAUUUUCCAAGCUUGACUGGCAUAUAUCUAGGCAUGUAUGUGUAGGUUUGUGUAUGUGCAAGUGUGUGUGAGCACGGAUGUGUUCUUAUGUGUUCUUAUGAGGCAAGAGUAAGAGGAGAGGUCUAAAUAGAGACCAAAUCUGGGUCUUCUCCUUGUAUUGAUGAAAGAAGAGUCAGCCCCUCAUGGAUAGUGGGGAGAAAAAUGGACUGGACUCAAAGAUCGGUGUCUACAGCAGGGGUACAGCAUCUUGUGAAACUCACAGAUUAUGAGAAGACUUGAAGGGCCUGAGCAGUUUGUAAGGGCUGAGUUAUACCAGGUAGACCAGGAAUAGAAUUAAGAAUUCUAUUCAUCAGGGAGUGCCUGGCUGCCUCAGUUGGAGGAGCAAGCGACUCUUGAUCUCAGGGUCAUGAGUUCAAGCCCCACAUUAGAUGUAGAGAUUACUUAAAUAAAUAAAUAAACUUGAAAAAAAUGAAUUCUAUUUGUCAGGAUUUCAGAGCAACUUAAGAGGCCCCUGCUAAGCUAUAAGCAUCUAGGAAGUGAAAAAGAAAGACAGAAUUUCCUCUGAAAAUGAAAAAGUCAUUGGGUUUAUUGCCUCAUGCACCUAAGAAAGGAUGGAGAAAAGAGCCAUGGUGUGAGAAGUGAGGCAGAAACCAGGAGCAGAGUGGAAUGAUUGAGCCACAGGGAGGAGCAUGGGGAGGGGGAGCGAGACAGUAGAGUUGGGUUUUAGGAAACUCACUGUGUACAAGAGGGGGAUUGGAGAAAAAUUUGAGAGAAGAAUGCUUUUGUCAGAGUGAAGAUGGAUGAUGGAAGGGGGAUGUGAGAGUGUGUACUGAGUGUUGGAGGAAUACGUGAUGUCUGUGCUAUUUCCUUUGAGUCUGGCUUUCUGCCUUCUACAGCUUGUCAUGAUGACCUGGGGAAGGGCAAGGAAAUACCCAGAGCCAAAACCUCUUUUCAAUCCUGUCCCAUACUCCGAACCCUAGUUUUUGUUCCUUUCCAGCUUCUGGUCCUGAUCUCUGACCCUAGAUGGGUAUGGACUUCCCUUUCACCAUGACCACCACCAGUCAGUCACAUUUGCUGCUUGAACUGGAUUGAUCGUUUCCUUUGCAUAUUGGGUGUGUCACAGUACUUUGGUUUGUGCACAAGAAUAAACUUAAGCUCCAAAUCUUU